Messenger RNA from Rhincodon typus (whale shark), 1383 nucleotides. It is a transcript of the gene ccne1, whose product is annotated as cyclin E1. Gene Ontology annotation, biological process: G1/S transition of mitotic cell cycle; regulation of cyclin-dependent protein serine/threonine kinase activity. The coding region runs from base 24 to 1088 and encodes 354 amino acids. The transcript has 8 exons. Gene Ontology annotation, molecular function: cyclin-dependent protein serine/threonine kinase regulator activity. Gene Ontology annotation, cellular component: cyclin E1-CDK2 complex; centrosome; nucleus. The record is from RefSeq and is a predicted model, not a curated record. NCBI's taxonomy places the organism in Eukaryota, Metazoa, Chordata, Chondrichthyes, Orectolobiformes, Rhincodontidae.
GCUGGACUACUGUAGCCAACUGUAUGAGUCCAUACAGACUACAUUCAACAUCAUGCACAAGUCUAGAUGACAUGGGUACAUCAAAUUCUACUAGUGUGCAGUACAGGUUCAAAAAUGUUUUAGCCACUCCAACUAGAGCUUCACCAUUACCAGCAUUGUGCUGGGGAAAUCAUGAUGAAGUAUGGAAUAUCCUUCUGAAGAAGGAGCAGGCUUACUUGAGAGACAAAGAUGUUUUCCAAAAGCAUCCACUCUUGCAACCUAAGAUGAGAGCUAUUCUUCUUGAUUGGUUAAUGGAGGUGUGCGAAGUCUACAAGCUACACAGAGAGACACUUUAUUUAGCCCAGGACUUUUUCGAUAGGUUUAUGGCAACACAACAAAAUGUUGUGAAGACUCGAUUACAGCUUAUUGGUAUUUCAGCUUUAUUUAUUGCUGCAAAGCUAGAGGAAAUCUACCCACCAAAGCUGCACCAGUUUGCCUAUGUUACUGAUGGAGCUUGCACAGAAGAAGAAAUCCUUAACAUGGAACUUGUUGUUCUGAAGGCUCUCCAGUGGAAUCUGUGCCCGAUAACAAUUGUGUCUUGGCUUAACAUCUACAUGCAAGUUGCAUAUUUGCAGGAAAUGUAUGAAAUAUUAAUACCACAGUACCCACAAGAAAUGUUUGUUCAAGUAAUGGAGCUAUUGGAUCUCUGUAUCUUGGAUUUCAAAUGUUUGGAGUUCACAUAUGGUGUCACGGCAGCUUCAGCUUUGUAUCACUUUUCUUCUUGUGAAUUAGUUCACAAAGUCUCAGGAUUUGAAUGGAGUGAAAUAGAAGGAUGUGUGAAAUGGAUGGUUCCAUUUGCUAUGGCCUUGAGAGAACUGGGAAGUAUAAAACUCAAAAAUUUGAAAGGUGUCUGUCCAGAAGACUUGCACAACAUACAGACACAUUCUAACAGCUUAUCAUUACUGGAUAAAGCUCACACAAAGCAGGCACUACUAUUGGAACAGAGUAGAUGUUCACCUGUACCUUCUGGAAUUUUAACUCCUCCACAGAGCAGUAAGAAAAACAACAUUGUGGGCUCACGUGAAGAUCUCAAACAUUUGCAAUCCUGAAACAGAUUAUGGGUGAAUUUCUUACACCUAGAAGUCUGAAUUUAAGAAAAUGCUUUAACAUAAUGAAUGAAAGUUAAGUGGAUUUGAUUCUCAUGCCUACUGUUGAAGGCAGAAGAUGGCUGUAGAAUUCUAAUUGCAUUCUUUGAUGCCUGCAACUCUUAAUUCUGGAUGUUAGAACUCUCUAUAACUUGGCUCUUUAAUACUGACCUUUUUAAACUGGUGGACUUUUGCCAAGAACUCCAACCAAAUAAAGGGUGCUUUCCAAGUUAUCCUAAUUGCUGCUAGGGAGGAUGGC